CCCAGGGGGAUUGUUAGCUAGCUGCAGGCUGUUAUAAAGCUCGUCAGACCACCCGCCACUUUGAUUUUCUUCACUUUAACUAUAUGAUAUUAUCCACAUAAGCAGUAUGCACUGGGAGAAAUCGCCACCAUCAGCCCUGGCCAGGUCCAGACCGUACCAAGGUGUUCGAGUCAGAGACCCGGUCAAAGAGCUGCUGAGGAGAAAGAGGAGUCUGGAGCCACACAGCACCAAGGCAGCGCCCCCUACUGCAGAUUUGGUCACAAGCAACAACCAGUCAUCAUACACACAAGGCAUGUUUGGCUCUGACGUUGCCAGCGGCUCCCCAGCUGAGCCGCCGACUGCAGUCGCUGAUGGAGGGCUGCAGUGUGCAGGAUGGAGAGCUGCACCACCUGUCAGCAGCGCCUGCCUGCAGCCUGCUGUAACAUCCUGGUCGUCAUCUGAGUACAACCAGCAGGACCCUUCAGCUCAGACUCUGGCCUACCCAGCAACCCCCACCCUCACUGCAGAUGUGUACAUGCAGACUCUGUGUCCCAGCUACACCAUGCUGACCUACACACACACACCAUUGCUCACUAACUUUGGGACCAUACCUGUGGCCUCCGCACCCGGCUCCCUCCCUCAAAUGGAUCUCCCAGACUCAGGGUUGACCUACCUCCCCUGGGCCCAGCCCAUCACCACCAUAUCUACCAUGCCGAACCCGGGGGUCCAGUUUGCCCCUGGCUCUGCAGCCCUCCCAACUUCACCUCUGGUCCACAUGCCCCUGUCCAUGUCUUUGACCACCAUGAUUCCUCAGCUGGAUGCUCAGGGUGUAGAUCAUCCUCAUCCACACAUACUGGACCUCCCGCAGCGUUCAGAACACCAGCUGGACCCUGAGCCACAGGGCCAGUCUCUGGAUGAAGAUCCAGGAAUAGAGUCGGACUCACCGAACCUCCUGGAUAAACUUCUGGAGGAUCAAAAGGGUGACGGCGGAGAGGAGGGCAAAGACUCGUACAGCAGCUCACUCUUUAUUCCGAGUGUCUAAAAAUAUGAGUGUUCGUGUGUUUGUAGAGAGCAGCUUUUCUUUCUGUUUGCUUCUGAGGAGCCGUCAUUAAAGGAUCAUUUGGGUUUAUUACAACUUUAGGCUUCAUUUUGUAGCUGUGGCUAUAAUUUACAUUUACUAUGACAGCACUAUACUCACUGGAGUAACUGUAGAGAUUGUUGCUGAAAAAAAUUCUUGGAGAAAUUAUGCAAGUCUCACCAAAUCCUACAGGCCCCUCAAGCCCCAAGAUUGUCUGUUUGACUAUUACUUUGUAAAAAUUAGUUUAUGCACCACUAAAGCCAAAUGAAAGGGGAAAACUCAGAUUGUGUCAAACUAAUGAAGCCUUUUGGUGUUGUAAGACUGUUUUUAAAUACGUGUGUAAGAUAUGAAUGCUUUUCUUAAAGUAUGAUUGAUUUAUUUUCAUGUUAGAGGCUUUGUGCAGCAAAAUCUGUCACUGAAAAACAGUAAAAACAUGCUACUGUCCCAGUCA
This is a messenger RNA of Epinephelus lanceolatus (giant grouper), 1508 nucleotides long. RefSeq names its product POU class 2 homeobox associating factor 1. NCBI's taxonomy places the organism in Eukaryota, Metazoa, Chordata, Actinopteri, Perciformes, Serranidae. Gene Ontology annotation, molecular function: POU domain binding; transcription coactivator activity; DNA binding. Gene Ontology annotation, biological process: positive regulation of transcription by RNA polymerase II. Gene Ontology annotation, cellular component: RNA polymerase II transcription regulator complex. The record is from RefSeq and is a predicted model, not a curated record.